This is a messenger RNA of Elephantulus edwardii (Cape elephant shrew), 1170 nucleotides long. RefSeq names its product interleukin 1 receptor, type II (gene IL1R2). Bases 1 to 1170 code for a protein of 389 amino acids. Gene Ontology annotation, molecular function: interleukin-1 binding; interleukin-1, type II, blocking receptor activity. The record is from RefSeq and is a predicted model, not a curated record. The transcript is spliced from 8 exons. NCBI's taxonomy places the organism in Eukaryota, Metazoa, Chordata, Mammalia, Macroscelidea, Macroscelididae.
AUGUUCGUCUUAUACAUGGCAAUUGCAGGUGCUUCUGCCUUCAUUCAGCCUGAGGAACACACAGAAGCUGCAAGAAACUGCCAAUUCCAAGGCAAAUAUUUCAAGAAGUUCUUCAGGGUGGAAGGAGAGCCUGUGGUCCUGAGGUGCCCUCAGGUGCAGCCUUGGAUGCAGACGUCUGCAGGUCCCCACUUCAUCACCUGGCAUAGAAAUGACACUGGUGGGAACACCGAGGCAGGGGACGAACGCCUCUGGGUCCAGGACCAGGCUCUAUGGAUCCUGCCAGCCUUGCGGAGGGACUCUGGCACCUACGUCUGCUCGGUCAGAAAUGCCUCUUACUGUGAUGAAAUGUCUGUGGAGCUCAGAGUGUUUGAGAAGACAGAAGCCUCUAUUCCAUUCACCUCAUAUCUGCAAAUCCUCACCUUGUCAACUUCGGGCUUGCUAGUUUGCCCUGAGCUGAGUGAAUUCACCCGUAACACAACAGACUUGAACAUUCAGUGGUACAAGGAUUCUGUGCUUCUGGAUCAAGACAGUAACAAGUUUCAAAGCUUGAGGGGAACCACUCGUUUAUUCAUACGCAAUGUGUCCGAGACAGAUGGAGGCUAUUACAGCUGUGACAUGGCAUUUUCCCACAAUGGCACUCGAUACACCAUCACACGAAAUAUCAAAGUGCGUAUCAACGAAAAAGAAGAGGAGCCGAUUCCGGUGAUUGUGUCACCCCACCAAACGAUAUUAGCUUCAAUGGGCUCAAGAUUGACAAUCCCAUGCAAGGUGUUCCUAGGAGUUGGCGUCAAAUCAAUCUCCAUGGUGUGGUGGACAGCCAAUGACACCAUCAUAGACAAUGCCUACCCAGAUGGCCGAGUGACUGAGGGGCCAGACAGGGAAUAUUCAGAAAAUAAUGAGAACUAUGUUGAAGUGCCACUGAUUUUUGACCCAGUCAAAAGAGAGGAUUUGGACACAGAUUUUAAAUGCACCGUCACUAAUAGAUUGAGUUUUCAGACACUGCGCACCAUGGUCAAAGAAGCAUCCACCUUCUCCUGGGGAAUGGCAGUGGCUCCCCUCUCGCUUGUGUUCUUGGUUUUGGGAGGAAUCUUCAUGCACAGAUGGUGUAAACACAGAACCAGGAAAGCAUAUGGUCUACCUACAAUGAAGAUUGAACAGGAAGAUAUUUAA